GCCGCCGCACCGCGCGGGCCCUGCGCUCCGCCCCGGCCGGGCCGCGGGGGCGCUCGGAGUCCCGCCCGCACGGCGCGCACACACCGGGACACACAGACACACACCGGGACACACGGACACACACACACGGGGCACUGGGACACGGACACGGACACGGACACAGGCACACGGAGGCGCACCCCGCGCCGCAAACAUGGCGCUGGUGCCCUGCCAGGUGCUGCGCGCCGCCAUCCUCCUGUCCUAUUGCUCCAUCCUGUGCAAUUACAAGGCCAUUGACAUGCCCGCGCAUCAGACCUAUGGAGGCAGCUGGAAAUUUCUGACCUUCAUAGACCUGGUUAUCCAGGCUGUCUUUUUUGGGAUUUGCGUCUUGACUGACCUGUCCAGUCUCCUCACUAGAGGGAAUGACAGUCAAGAGCAAGAGAGGCAGCUGAGAAAACUCAUUUCCCUCCGUGACUGGAUGAUGGCUGUUCUAGCUUUCCCUGUGGGAGUGUUUGUUGUGACGAUGUUUUGGAGCAUCUAUAUCUAUGACAGGGAACUGGUUUACCCAAAGCUGCUUGAUAAUUUUAUACCAGCAUGGCUCAAUCACGGAAUGCACACAGCAGUUUUUGCGAAAUGGGAAGCUGGCUUUAACCAUGUUACAUAUCUGCCAGAGAACACUCAUCAGGGUAAAGUGAAGACAGCUUUUUAACGGGACACAGAUGCUGAAUUUUUCCAAUUGUUUUCUAUUUCCACUAAUCUGGAGAAAACCCACACAGAGGCUUCUCCUGAUAUAAACGUCCCUAAACUUCAGUAACAAGGAACCUUUUCUAAAACACCUUGGAGUACUUAAUAACAGCAAAACCUGCAAGCCCUACUCUGGGUGUGAACAUUGAAAAUGAAAGGCCUGAGAGCUGAAAUCCCCAGAUGAAAUCUUUUUCAAGAAGUUUAACCACCUUCUGUUGACAAGGUCACGUAACUCAGUCUGCUAGCAGAGAGCAUGAGAGCAGCUAGUGUCAGCACAAAGUUGUGGAGUUACAACCAAAGGAAGUGAGAAGGGGAGAGAACCAGUAAGAAAGCGCAGAAAGGGAGGUUGAAAGAUGGGAAAGAUGGUUGAAUGAGAGGAAAAGACAGGCAGGAGGAAAAAGAUGAAUUAAAUAGUCAGCUGGUGCUGUUCCAACUCCUACCUAGGGAAAAAAAAAGGAAAAAUAACAGAUGAGGCAAGUGAGUUAAAAAGGAACCACAAAAUAAUGUAGACAAGCUGGAAGAGACUCAAAAUGCUGGAGGACUUCAAGGAGGAGGAGGAGGAAGAGAGAAGCAAGGAAAUAAAGAGUAAGAAAGAUGAAAUGAAGAGUAUAUUUUCUUCCAUCUCUUCACUCGGUAGACUUCCCUGAGAUGUAUUAGUUUGAGGAGUUGAGAGCAAGGAAAUGGCUUAUGGGUGCUGCUGUGAGGCGGAGAAUUGUUUCUGUUGCCGUUGGAUGUAGGUUUACAGGUCAGUAAAGUAAUAUUUGCACAGUGGCAUGCCAGGAGCUUCAAAACCUUGGAAAAAGUUUAAGAUUAAAACCACCCGCAACCAUGCAAGAGUAUGAAGCCUGUGUUCAUAUAAAAUUUCCUGUGUGGCAUCUGUAGAAUGACACUGAUGUCUUUGCAUCUAUAUUUUUGUCUAUAUUUUUAUCUGACAAGAUUGUACAUAAUCUUGAUCAUCUGUUUGACUCUCAAACCGGGAGUCCUUUGUUUAGAAAAGACCCUUAUUUUUCCAUAUCAGCUGUGAAGUGUGAAAUGCAUUGCAUAUUAAAAUAGAUACAGUUUGCUGAGGGCUGCAGGUGAGCUGGAAGGUCACAUGUUUGAAAUACCAGAGGUAAGGAGGUGUUCUGUCUGUAUUUCAAACUGCCCUGCUUUAACAGCCAAAGCUAGGUGCAACUUUGGAAAUAGUAAUGAUGCUGAUAGUAAUAAUACUGAUAAUGAAAGCUUAAAGCCAGAUUUUCAGCUGAAGUUGCUCAUACAAGUGUUUGUUAGAGUGAUUACUAUGGGCACAAAGCAAAUAACCAAAGAAAAGCCCCAAAAGGACACAUGAAGGGAGCCUUAGCCUUUCUCUGAGUGUGGAGUACUGAGCUGUGUUUCCUAGAAGCAGAGUUUGGCCCUGGACUGCUAGGUUUGUUGUUACACCAGCAAAUGAUGUGGGAAGGACAUGCAUUUGGUUCGGUCGCAUAAUUCUGACAAUACUAGGAAUGUUGGUUUUGUCAUAACGUUCACUUUUUGUGCAGCUUAUAUUGGUUGCUGUAGACACUGCUGGAGCUGUGCACAACUCUUCCGUAAUGCCUAAGAUGUACAUUUUCAGGUGCUACUGCACCAUUUAUCAGAUAUAUAGUUACAGGUUGUAAAUGUAAAUAAAUGGUCGACUUUAAAAUCAAUGCAGAAUGCAUUAAUAAGUAGUAUGAAUUUUCAAUAAAAAAAAUGUGAUUUCUUCUCUCUGCUAAAUCAAACACUUGUUUUAUCUUUUAACAGAAUAGAUUUCUUGUUUCUUCCCUUUUUCCUGAUAGCAUAGGCAGAUAGUAGAGUCAAACAUUACAGGUUAUAUUGUUAUGGUUAAUAAUGGGUAUGUUCAAAGUCUUUUAUCAAGAAAAGAGAACAUUUCACUGGAAAAAAAUAAUGUAUUGGAGGAGGAUGGGUUAUAUUGAUGAAGGUUUAAUAAGUCAGCUGCCAGCUACAAGUUAUGUACUCAAACAAACACUCCAUAUGUAAGCAUCCUGGAGGCUACCAUGAUCAAGAGCUUUGUCUCCUUAGCAAGUCUCACAAACACAAGGAAGGAUGCAAAUAUCUCUUUGAAGGGAUAAUAGUUUAAUAUGUUUUUAAGGGACUAUGUUUUGCCUUAUGAUUACAGUAAAAUGCACUGUUAUGUACCCUUGGACACACCCAUUAGCACCCAGAUAAGAAUUAGACUUUGCAUACAGUAAAACUGGGACUGUAGUAUAUUGUACCCACUUUACUAAACUGUGCUGUUAGUGUUCACACAUGUGGCAAAUAUGAUUUAAUCAGACCACAAAUAUUUUGCAGCAUUCCAUGGUAUCUCAUUUAUUUGUUUAAUGUGCCACUAUAGCAACUGAAUUCCAUGCUUUUAGACUCUUUUUUUCACAGACCUAUGAUCUACUUGAUUGAAGCUUGGCAGACAGAUUUUCCUUCAAUUGAAGGCAUAUGUACUAACUCAGUGACCAGAUUUUUACCUAUUUAUCAUUGUUGGAAAGUGGGCUAUUUCACAUGGACACAAUACCAGAAGAAUCAGCAGACUUGGGGAAGAGAAUCUGAGCCCAAAAGCUUAUAUGCUUUUUCCAGCCCUUGAAGUUGAUGGAAUAAAAAAAUAUUGCUUCUCCCUGUAUCCAGAGAUCAUUAUUGCUUCAGGAAAACUAAUACAACUAAUACAAGGAAAUAUUUUGACAUUGUUUUUGUAAAAAAUUACCACUUUUUAGAAGUAGCUUUUUUCUUUGUUAAAUGCCAUCUUCUACGUGUCUUUGUAUUUGGAAACAGACAGCAUUUCUGCAGAAGUAAUUUCAUAUUCAGAUGAUUAAUAUGUUGAAAUAGUGCCACAGCAGUAAUGUUUUAUACAUGCUGAUAGGCAGAAAUCAAGAAUUUGGGGACAACCUUGGGACCUCUGUUCGUGGAAGACUAAACUUUAACAUAACGUGUUAUGUUCAAUUCUCAUAUUUUAAAAUUCCCCACAUAGAUACAAAGAAGUAAAAACUAUGUACAGUUUUAGUCACUGGAGGUAGCGCGGCAAAUGUUUUUGACAGAUGUGUAAGCCAUUGCCAUUAGUCAUGCAGUUCUGCAAUUGUCCCUUCUACCUUCGGACCUUUAUGUAACACACCGAAGUUCCAUCCUGGUGCCCUACUCAGGAAAAGCCAUAACCUUUCAGAGGUGUCUUGUUUCUGUCAGAGUCCACAAGUCUGACUAAGGUGACCCUUUCCUUCCCUCUGACACCAGAGUUAUCUGAGCAGGAAACAACUCUUAGCAUGGAGAAAUAGCAGAUGGUGUGAAGUGUCUCAAAGUGGCAAAAGAUGGACCAGCAGCCAAUACAUGAUUUGCUCUUUCGUUUCCAUUGCAUUAUUAACUGAUACCCUUCAACUCUUCACAGCUUGCUUUCUCUUCAAAGCAAGGAACGCUGCAAAUUUGAAGUGCUGCUUUUAAACCCCAUUUUUAUCUUUCUAUUUUUAUUCCUAGAUCUGCUUUACUGAACAGUAUGAGGAAAAAUAUGUAAUGUUUGAUCAAAAGUAUUUUUUAUGUCUUUAUUAGCUAGUGCCUGUGUUUUGUGGGGCUUUGUGAUGGUAGCUGGAAAAACACUGCUAUCUGUCAGAGGGUUUAUGGUACUGUGUCUCUGAUUCUGGCUGUGAAGUGUCCCAGGCGGGGCUGGGCUGCUGUGCCAGACCAAACUGCCUGUGCCUGCCCUCUGCACCUCACCGUGCUGGGGCUUGCUGAGACCUCUGAGGGAUUUCCCAUUCAUGUGCCUCAGCAUCCCAUUCAUUCAGUUAUGGUGAGGAGAUUAAUUGCCUGCUGCAGAUUCCUCUGAGGUUCAUGGAUGCAAAUACAACUAAGGGAGUUGGUAUUGUCCUUUCUGCUGCAGAAGUGGUCUCUACUACAAGUAAUAACAUUACCCACAGUGAUGUACAAAUUUAGUGCUCCUUGUAUAUCAUAAAAAUUCUAGGCUGAUGUGAGGCAUGCUAUAGAAAGUCAAAUAUACUGUAAUGGUCAAAUCACAUCUUUCAGUUUAUUUCCAACAGGAAGAAAUUUUAUGUGUUUCUUGGCACUUUUAGCUUUUUAUUCUGUUACUUUGAGCUUUACCAGCUUUCUAUAAAGCCAGUAUACAGGGUUCCAACUUGCUGAGUCACUGCAAUGCACAUUUUUGUGGCUUCUUUUGCAAAUGCAAUAUGUAAUGUAGCUUUUUUUCUGAACUGUUUAUGAGAAAGAGGAAAUAUGCACAUCAGUCUGUUGAACUUCAAAUUUUAAGGCAGUUUUUAAAAUAAAGGAAUGGGGAAUUACAUAAUUUUCUAUUAAGGAAACAUCCAUUAAAAGUGUCUUUUUACUAACACACAGAUUUACUGAUGUCUCCAUUAACAAACAUAUUUUUGUUGGCUGCAAGUUGUUUAAAAAUUCAUGCAGCUGCAAAUCAUGUUAAGAGAUGAUUAUACAUAUUCUUAGAUCAGAGACAAAGGUGAAUGGUAUUUUGGUUUCUGUUCCUGAAACAGAAGAAUGAAAGAUGGAAAAGAAGAGGGAAUUUGAAGGAGAAAGAAAAUCAAGUGUAAGAAGCUAAAGAAAAAGUGAUAGCCUUAUAGGUUGUUAAGGAGAAGACAGAAAACAAAGUAGAGUAAACCAAAUGCUGAAAUAAAGAGGUGCUAAUAGUAGUCAGCUGGAGAGAGCCAUAGAAUGUGGAGGUGGUAAUUGUGAGUACUGUACUUCACGGAGAAACAGCUUGAGAGAAAAGUUUAAAGUGCCCAGUGUAUAUUGAAAAUGGCAUCCAUAGUUUAUUGUAGACCAACAUGCAGAAAUUGAAUUUCAUUUGGUUUCUUGUGUUUUUACAGAACAGUUCUCUUUCUUUCCCAGCAUUUUCGUGCAUGCAGAAACCACAAGAAAGCCCUGCUUUGCACACUUGGUGCCUCUACUGUCACCAGAAUUUGUGGGUCUUUAGAUCUCCCAGUUGUGCUACUGUGCUACUGAGCCUCCCAUAGUUUUAUUCUCCAUGACAUUAGUUUGGUAGGAUUACUACAUACAGCAAAUCUUUAGUAAUAUAUUUAUCAUGCAUGUAUAUAUAUAGUGUGUGUAUGUGCAUAUAUAUGCACACACACCCCCUCACACACACCAUACAUAGAGAGAAAACUUAAUAUAUAUUGCCAUUCAGCUAUUAAUAAUUAUAUUGGUAGAUAGUGCAGUUUUAAAUAAUACCUAUAAUUCUAUCUAAGUAGAUCUCUUUUGAUAUAGACAAAAGAUGUUUAGUCCUUAAAUUUCUCUCAGCCUAAAUGAAUGGACAGGUAAAGACUGGCAGAAGAGAGUUAGUAUUUUCCCUGUAUUACAGAGGAGAAACAAACCCAUGGAAUUUGUGGUUUGCCUGAAGCUACAGGCAGUUUAUUAAAGAUUGAACUGCAAAGUGGAUCUGUGUUUGCUUCAUUAGUCAGUACUUUUGUUAAGAAAUUAUUCACUCUCUACAAAGCAGGCAAAGACGACAAAUUCAUAGUCUGAAUGAGCAUUCACUUGGGUUUCAAACUUAUGCUCUAUUGGAAGGAAGAAGUGACUCAAUUUUUGAAUAGGGAGAUGUUGCUCUAAGUCCUGCUUCACUUAGUUACAAUAGGCGUUUCAUUAUUUUCAUUUUGUUUAUAUCACUGGAAGUACAGGUUCACCUCACCAACUGCUUUUGUGUUUAUGUUUUCCUUUAGUAUAGUAACUAUUGACAACUUAUUCCAAAUAAUUUGAUUUUGGGCGUACCUUUUCUCUGUAAGGAGGAAAAUCCCUUAGGUUUCCAUUCCUGCUCAGAUGAUGAUUGAUUUGAGGAGAGAUGUUGAUAUGUAAACAGAACGAUGAUUUAAGAAGGAUGAAUGUGGAAACUGAAAAUACGUCAAGGGAGGAGAGCUCCCUCUCAUGUGCCCUUGCCCUAUAAUUUUGGAAAUGUUUUUUUCUUUUGUUGUCCAGGAAUGCAGUUGAGACCAAAGUGGUAGACAGGGGCAGAAGGGGGAGGAUGGGUGUUGCCACUGACCAAGGAAAGCUGAGAAAUUGCACAUUUUUAAAGACCUUUCAAAAGUAUGAAACUCAUUUAUGGAGUCAAAGCUAUUUCAGAAGUUAUGUCAAUAGUUGUAAUUGUGGGUAAGAGGAAAUAAAAAUGCCCCAAAGACAGAAAAUAGCUUGUGCAAAAGUGGGUCACUGACAAUGAAGUGUAAGAAGUGGCCAAGAAGAGUUAUAUUUUUAUUAUUUUGACUGGGGUAAUAAGGUGUAGGUUUGCUAGACAAAGUUACACCAGAAUGAGUAGCAGAACAAUGUAGAGGCCUGGAUCCACUUUGGGAAGUACCUUUCUUCAGGCAAGAAUUCAGUGUUUACCAGUUCUGUCUCAAAUCUGAACUCUACAGCUUCGCUGGCAGUAAUACAAAUAUUCACAGCUGGAUAAAAAAUGUUAUUUAGUGCACAACAGUAGUCAUGGUUACCUGCAUACUUUCAUUGCCUUAUUCAUGUGCAAUUCUUUUUUUUUUUCUGGAAAUACCAUUAGCAUGUAAUAUAAUACUGUACAGCCUCUUGGUAAGUUUUAUAGUGUCAGGAAGAAAAUUUUGUGGUGAAUCUGAAAGUGUAUUUUAUCAAGUUGACUUGUUCGCGGAAGAUCCCACCUAUACAUAGCUAAACAGAACAGGGCAAGUCUGAACAUUCUGUGACUGCAAUUUCAAAACAUAAAUAGUAAUAUGUAAAAUUCCUUGGUAUUGAAAAUUCUCUGAUAGUGUUUUAACUGCACAGCAUUUUAAAAGAACUAGCCCCUGCUUGGUCCCUCCACAGGUGACACAGACCUGCCAGUUCCUGUCAGUACAUGUCAGAAUAGCAUGACUAUCCUCGUUUACUCUUGCAAGACAUGUGAACCCUAGCAACCUCAGAAGGGUAGAAAAGUACAGUGAUUUUCCUCUUCUCUUAUUUUUGUAAGUAUAACUCAGUGCACUCCAUGCAGAUGAAAUAUAUUUGAGAAUCUAGUGUUUCUGUUACAUUCAUGGGAACUAGUCUCACGUGUAUUACUGCAGCAGAAUUCCCAACCAUAUUCUAACCUUUGCUAGGAAAAGAAAAUAGUACUCAAUCUUCCAGAUAUCUCAGAUCACUUUGCAAAUAAAUGAAUUAAACUUUACAAGAGUAUUAAGGACAGUUUACUUAGGCUUAUAUAUUCUUUUCUUAAUUGAGAGGUGUGACAUUAAUUCUGGAGGAUUAAAAUUGCCUAUCAGUUUAAAUUAACAGCAGCAAAAGGAGUAAAGGAUGUUUGCUUCUUUAAUCUGGCAAAUUUAUCUAAAGUCUUUCAGUAUGAUGUUCCUUACCACUAUUGCUACAUUUGUAGAGAACACUUAGUAGACUAAAUGUAAAAGUUAUAUUUCAGGAUGUCACAGGGGGAAUAUGACACAGGGUCAUAUUCCUUGGCAUUUUCAUGUAAACAGUGAAACCUAGGAUUUUAAUAAGUGUUGCAUAGAGAUUGAACUGAAUUUCUAAAACAAAAUUUAAAAAUUGCUCAUAUAACCUUAUGAAACCUUGUUAAAAGCCUGAUAGAGUUUUAAAAUACUAUCCAGGCCUGUUUUUAAUGCGUCUCCUACAGGAAGAAGGAAGAUGGCAUUAAGAUGAAAAUUUCUAUAGUGAAGCCGGCUGUUACCACAGUCUGGCUUCUGUUCCUGCCGUAGCGCUGCCAGCUUGGAGCUAUUUAUAGGCAUUAGCCUAUAUCUAUCCACACACGUGGAUCUACUACUCUCUUUAGCAGUAGUUUGCUCCUGAAGAAGCUGGUCCGAGGUUUCAAGCUUUAUUUUUCCUUUUGGAGACCAAUUUCUUCAGCUAUCCUUAUUACCAAUUAGUAGGAAUUUGGCAGGCAUUCACUCCCUGCCAGAGCUCUUGCAUCAGCUUUCCUGCGCUGGCCUACAAGCCAGAAGGCUCAAUUGUGGUGUCUUCAAAUUCUUCAGACCUAGUUUCUUCCAGUACUGGACCCUCUGCAUCAUCUUAUGAUUUCAAUACCUUUUCCUUCUGAAGUGAGAAUAACAAGACUGUUCAAACAUACUAUUGGUUCCCUUAUCUCAAAGAUACAACUUGUCUCAGCUACCAAAAAAAAAUCGCCUCUUUGUCAGGUAUCACACAAGCAUUAAAUUUUCUUCUGACUGCAAUGGAAUGUUCUGGUCCUAUACAUGAUUUACAGUACAAAUAAAGCCUGUUCUCUUUCAUUUUCCUGAUGAUGAAUUCUGGGCAAUAAAUGCUUUUCCCAGGAGCCAGUCCUUGCAUGGAGCAAAGGCAUUGUUUAAGUUUGCUGCACCACAGCACGGCUGCAGCCUCAUGUGGUCUGCAUCAUUCUCUUAACAUUUCAUGCCUUCAUUCACCCAUCCAUAAAUUAGAUACAAGGCAGCCAAGCACAGCAUCCUCUGCAUCCUGUACUACACCACCUUUACCCAUGACAUGAAUCCCAAAAUGAUACGUGCUCUCUGGCAGAGUCUGAGUGAGAGCAUGCUCCACUACCAUAGCAGCAGCAGCAGCAGCAGCAGCAGUGGUGAUAGAAAGCCUCAGGUGAUGGCCUUGGGGCAUGUUACGUCUUCUGCGACCUCAUGCAACACAGUUAGGUAGCACUGAGGACAGCAAAAGCAACUAAAUUAAACUGAGAAAGUAAAAUAAUAGAACAAGUAUUUGACUGAUGUAAACCAUUAUUUGAUGUAAAGCAUCAUCUUCUUCAUUCUCACAUUCUCAGUUCUAACGAUUAUUUCUCUGCCACACAACUUAGGCAUAUUGGUGAUCUAAUGCUAGAGAGUUUUUCCUGUUUGAAUGGAGUGGAAAGCAUUCUGCAGCUAUUCAACUGGUUCUCCCUGUUAGUGGUGAUUUUUAAAAUAAAUAUAAUAUUUUGGUUUCUUUAGUUAUUUAUGGUAGUUUACUUUUGAAGGACAUUUAACUUAGCCUUCUGGCUUUCACCAAAGAAUGGCUUGAAUGUUAAACAAAGAUAUUUGUGCAGAAAUGUGCUUGCACCAAAUAAGUCUUUGAUAUCAAAUUCAUAACCUUCUGGAAAGGUAGUAAAUUUUAUAUCCAACACUUAGGUAAUUUUUCCUCCAUGUUAGCAACCUAAAAUCAUUUUUACAGCUCUAGUCAGCAUACCCCCACUUUAUUUAUCUCUUCUUUUAUGUAGCUGCAUAAUGUAUAUAUAUGUAUAUGUAUCUUUUUCCCUCUUGCAGUGUUUUGUCCUUCAAAAAUUUGAAGCAAUGUCCUCAGUGUCUGCUAAUAUAAUUCUUUCCAUGGCAGAAAAUUAUGACUUUGCAGAAAGAGAGUUUGCUAUAAGCUGAGGGGAAGUCACAGCCUCACAGUGUCAAGUUUGAGUUUUAGCUGGAACUUCCACCCCUCAUAUGUACUUAAGCUCUCCUAAACAGAGGACAUGUCAUACUUAAAUUAUUUUCAUCUUCUGACUUUUUCAGUUCUGAACAUUCAGCCACUAAAAUAUGAGGUUUCCCUACUAUUGAUUUCAAAAGACAGGUAAAGGUGAAAUGUCAAUGUGAAUAGGAAGGGAAAUAUAGUUCCCCAUGGGUUCCUUCCAACUCAGGAUAUUCUAUGAUCCUAUACAGUAUUAUCUGGGUAUCCAGUGUCCAGUUAAUAUAAAUAAAUCAGUUUUACUAGAAUUCGUUGGAGUGUUUUUACUGCUAAAACUCAGGCCCCAUAGGAUACAGUUAACAAUCUCCAGAUGUGAAAUGGAAAGGACCGUCAAUAGCACAGAAAAACUUUCUCAGUGAGGAGGGCUAUGGCAGCUGGAAUUCAUGGAGAUGCAAAGGGAAGGUAGCUGCUCAGACCAUGAGAGUCAACAAUCUUCUUCCACUUGCUGUCUUCAUGGCAGGGCAUUUACCUGCUGUGCCAAUAGAGGUGCAAAGAAGGAGCUGGUGAGCUACCAGGGAGAACUAAGCUGAGCUCUCUAGCACACUUCUUGAGGUAGGGAUCAAUGUUUACCUGUUGUUAGUGCUUGGGGAAAUGCCUCCUGGGAUGGCAUUUAGAUGAGCUGUGUGUUGAGUGGAGUCUCAUGGGACUGAAAUGAAUGCAGAAUCUUCUUUCCUUUACUUUGCAAGUCUGUCUGCAGGGAAGCCUUGGAGGACAUUUGACACUGUCUCAUUUUUCGCAUCUUUAUCAAACUGGCCGCAUAGAGGCUCUGUAAGGAAACUGGAUGCUGGGACAAGGAGUGGGCUGGAAUCUGUCUGCUCACAAGAUACUCUGUGACUAAGUGCAUUUCUUUCAUCAUAACCUUUUCCACCUUGCUGAUUGAGAAACUGGGUAAUGAUGAUACACAGAUAGUUUUUCAGAAAAUUUUAUGGACCUAUUGACUUAUAAGGAACAUCUUUGUGGCUAAAUGAGAUGUCCUGCUUUUAAAAAGCUGUUUAUCUCAGCUGGUCUCUACACAAGUUCAGGGAAAAUGAAUGGGCAGAAAAAUAUGUCCCCCACCAAACAGCCUAAGCUGCAGUACAGUAAGUUGUAUUUAGAACAUAAUAUUAUAGACAUGUUGUCAGGGAGUAUUCCUGUUGCACAAUGUUCUGAAAACAUCUCUGUUUGCCUCGAGGGAAUGCCCGUCUGCCCUUCUUAUGAUCCAUGGGAAAAACUACCCUUCUGGUAAACACAGAUGGAGUGUUUCCAAUGUCUAAUACCCAUCCUGUUUUUGUUCCUAGUACAGCAACUGAUGUGUUUGUGGAAAUCAUACUGGUACACAAUAGAGAGAGGAGUUUUCAACUUUUAAGGUUCUAGGAUUACAGAAAAUCUCAACUUUAAGGACACUGUUAUAAUGCUAAAGUUUUCUGGUUUGCAAUUAUUAUGUGUUUUUGAAAUGCUUACCAGAUUUUAUAGUUGAUAUCCAGUAGCUGUGAUACUGUUUAAAUCCUAUCCCCAGUGCCUCUUUCCAAUUACUCUGCCCCUCCAGAUGGACAUUAUUCUUUCAAGGAACUAUCCUCCCACAAAACCAGUGACUCAGGAUGCUUUCAGGAGCUAUCUUGUGGAAUUCAUCAUAUGUGCUCGUAGUGCUCAUGCACCAGUCCUACUUGAGCAUUUCUUUACAUACUUCCAUGAAAUAUAUAGAUUAAUCUUGAGCAUCCUAUACUGGUAUCAUUAUUUUGGGGCUCUUCACCAGGUGUCAGUAGUUUUGAGGUGUAAGCUUGCAAACAUUAAGGUCUGAAUGGUCAGGAGUAAAAAUAGCAGAGGCCCAGAAAUAUGCAAGUUUGUGAAUUUUAUCUUGAUAGGUUAAUCCUUAUAGUCUCAGCUCUUCUACACACCAUAAGGACUGGAAAACCUUUUUUAUUCAAUAAAACCUGAGAUUAUCAACCAAUCAUGUAAAUUGAGUAUCUGAUACCCUAAAGUGGAGGGCAGAGUAAACAUCGGAAUUUCACUUUUGGUUUGCCCUCUUACUUCAGUACUUUUUCACAGCAUUCGGUCCUAUGGCAUAAGCCCUUUAGGACAACAUUCUUCCCUCACAACCAUGUUCUGUCUUCUUUUCUCAAGCUGUGUUUUGCAUGUCAGUGUAGAGCUCUGUGCUGAGAAACCAAGCUUUUUCAGUAUGUUGCUCACUGUAUUUUCUGUAAAGACAAACAGAAAAUACAUCAUGUGGUGGCAAUGAUAUUAUCACCAUUAUUACUUUAUUUGCCCUCUUUUCAUGUCCAGUGCAUUCUUAGCACCUUAUUAAUUUUCCUACUCUUUAGAUGCCAAGCAUAGAAAACAGUGUGACUACAUAAUUUGUUUUGCAUUUGGAGUUGCUCUCAUUUGUUUUACACUGAGAAAAAGAGACAAGUCACCAAGCAGGUGCUGAGGAUGGAAGGGAAUGCAGGUUGUCUUUUCAGAGUAUAUAAACUCCAGUUAUGACCAAUGAGCCGAUCUUGAGCCCUCAUUCUUUCACCAGAAGAAGAGAAUCCAUGACACAAUUUGCCUCUGAGUACCACAUGCAGCAAGAGGACCUAAUACCCACCUACUCCGUGGCAGGGUAAUCACUGGGGUUUGCUGUGGCCUGGCCUGUCCCCAUGUGGUACAGCUCUUGGUCUUAAAGGCACUGUAUCCAAACUAGCCUCCCCUUGGCCAGGCAUUUUUGGUGGCUGAGAUGGCUGUACUGCGGCCAGAUCCAGCAUGAACACCAUGGGUGCUAUCUCAGAAAUCCUUGCACCACACUCCAGGGCAUGGCACAAAUGUGCCUCCUGUUUCCUUAUCUGUAAAAAUGCACCAGGUUGGCUGGCUUGUCAGACUUAGUAGUAGGUGUGCCUAGAUUGUAUUUUGCAGACAGGUGCAACUUGAUUCUGUGUUGUGAGCUGGCUGAUACCCAGUCAGGAGCAAGUUAUUAGGUUGGUUGUGCAUUAUGCUAACCACAGCUACACACUCCUAGUUCAUUUUUGGACAGGAUUCAUCCAGACUCAGAAAGAGAGUGAGUCCUCACCUACCAGCAAAAUAAGUAUAGACAAACUCAGACAUCCAUGGCAUGUAAGGUCUGAAAAGAAUAUUAGGUGUUUUUGUCUGACCUCAGGCUUAACACAAGCCAUAACAUUUCACUUGCACCUGUAGUGAGCCCAGUAAUUUCAAUUUGGCUGAAGUCUGUCUUCCAGAAAGGCAUUUGGUCAUGAUCUGAAAAGAUAGCAAUCUUCUAUUUUCCUUAGCAGCUUGCUCCUGUCAUUAUUCACUGUCACUGCUAAUUCUUUUCCAAAUUUCUAACUUGUCCAGCUUUAGCUUGUUAUGCUUUCCACUGCUCUGUUAAAAGAGUCUUUUAUUCCUCAUCGUGUAUCAUGGUUUUCCAUAUGAGGAGAGAUCUCUUCUCCUGUUGGAGAAGCUGAUCAGGUUAAGACCCUUGAAAGGGUCAUCUCAGGAGAUGAUCUACAAUCUCCCACAUACCAAUAUCUCUUAUUACCUCUGUUCCUGUACCCUCUUUUAAUGGAUUGCACCUGAGCUAUCGUUGUGCUGUGAUCUACCUGAAUCCAUGGUCUGGUGUCCCCUCACAGGUCAUUUUGAUCAUCCCUAGCAAAUCAGUGCACAUACAACGUAAGAUGGUCACCACCUACCUUUAAUGAAGCAGUGUUGUUUAUUUUAGGAGUAAUGCCUGACAGAGAAAAUAAGUUAUGUAUGGUAAACUGUUUACAUGUGGUUGAUCUAACUACCAGCUGUAGUGCUUCAGUUGCUUCUGGGGCUGUUACUGAAAGGUGUGUGUUUGUCACUUGUUGCUGCCACUUUAUGUCUGCAUGCAGUUCCUUUGCCUUAAACUAUCUUUAAAGCUCUCCCAGUCCAUUAUUCUUGUUGCAUGCUAAAAACAUCUCCCACGUGAGGGGAAUUGUAUGCAGAAAACUCUGCACCUUAGUUUAUCUGUCAGUUUGCAUUAAUUAUUCCUCUUUUUUUUCUUAUGCAGCCUGAAAUAGGCUAGCCUCUGUUUCUCUCUUACUUGGAUAGAAUGAUAGAGCUUACAAAAAAUAUAUUGUACUUACUCAUAAAUGUGGAACAGGUAGAGCUUUCAUAGGUCUCACAUCUAACAAAAGGAAACACACCACUUCUAUAGACACCCAGCAGUCUGCAUAGCCAUUAUUCACCAGUUUUUCAUAAAUUUAUACAUUGUAUUUACUCUUUAUAUUAUUAAUGGAGGCAAAAAAUUGUAAUGGUGGUCUUUUUCUGUUUUUUCUUUCUUUGGUUGGUUGCUUUUAGUUAUUGUUGUUGUAGGAUGGGGUUUUCUCCAUUAUUUUGUACAUUUUAAAUCUGUAAGUCACAAAAUAAUUUCCUCUGAGUUAGUGUAAACCUGAAGUGCAUCUUCAUGUGGGUACUUCAUGGUUGCACUCCAAAUUGGUUGGGUUGAGAGAAUGAAAAGCUGUUACGAGAGCCAGAAGCUAAACCCACAGCCCAGAACUGUUGUGUCAGGUGCUUGAAAACUAAAUUCUAGGGCUACGUUGUUCUGGAGAAGUGCUGAGAGAAGGCAGAAUGCCACCAGUGCAGCCAUACUGAAGUGGCCUGAUGGAUCUCUUAGAUUGUUUAUAAGCAUGGAAAAUUUUUUAAAAUAACAAAAUGACAAAAUUUCAGCUAUACCCAAACAACAUUUCCUGUAAAAAAUUUGUUUUGAAAGAUGUUUUCUAACCCCAACAUGCAAUUUUGAGACUGUUUUAAGUGUGAUGCUUUUUUCAGCCUUAGCUUUGGGGAUACCUGAAUUACCUUGAGGUUUGGUUUUGGUAUAAUAUUAUAGAAUUUAUUGGCAGAAUGUUAUUCUUUUUUUAAUUUACAUAGACAGCUUUUUACGGCAUCUUACAGUUUCAAGGUAGUUUAUGGAGGUAGCAGGGAAGUACAGAAGGGAUGAUGUUAAAUAAGCCAGUCUCAAUAACUUGUUUGCCAGAUGUGUUGUGGAAUUUUGGGUGGAGUUUGUUAAAUCCCAAAUGGGGGAAAAGAAGGUUGGAGAGUCACUUCAGAAAUAUCGCCUGAAUUUAAGCUGUGCUGGGAAAUUAAUUUAGCUGCUUUUAAGCUUUUCAGGAGCUAGUGUGAGAAAAUCCAGCUAUAAAGAUGGGUUGGGAAAUGGAUAAGUCUUGCACGUGCACACGGGUCUGUAGUUCAGCCAUACCACAGUGGACACAACAAUGCACAUGUUUGAAAAUAAUUUCCUUCACUUGCAGAGAAAUGUUCUGGGGUCUAUGCACAGAUGGAAGUAAAACAGCCAUUAGCAGGGCCUUCCCUGCCUUGCAGGCAGGCAGUCUGCAAGGUAUUGCUGUUGCAGCCUAGCAGGUGAAAGUAUCACCUGUCCUGGGUGACACCGGGAGCUGGCGUAUAUUCCCAUGUGUUGCAUCUCACACUGUUUGCAGUAUCUGAUUCUCAUCCCUCUUGAGGAUGUGCCCAGAGCUGGGGUGCAGCUAUGCCAUUAUAUUUUAAUGAAGGGAUGGGUAGCAGAAUGUGUUCCCCUAAUUAAUUUUUUCAUUGUCUCUACAUUAACCUUUGAAUUCAUUACCACUCUUGUUUGCUUUUCCUAUAUGUUAGAGGCCAAUUUUCCCCACAGGCUUUGCCUAUCAAGUUAUUUUAAAAACAAACUCAGAGAACUCCCCAUAGUUCUAAUGGUGAAGUCUAAACAGGCAAGUAAAACCACUUUUAGUAGGUUUAGUAAAAUAAAAAGGCCUGGUCACUGGGCUAAAACUCUACCAGGUGUUGCUGUAGUUAAAUUAAUGGCUGCCUCCUUGACUUUGACAUUGCAAGUAAAACAAGGAGGUUUUUUUCCCUGCUUCUGGGGAAGAUGAGCAUGAUCUUUAGUUUCUUUCACAUUUUCCUAAGUUACUAGAAAGGAAGCUGCAUCUAUCUUGAACUCUUUCCAAAUAUGCCUUUUUGUGGAUGUCUGCAAAUCCCAGCAGAUACUGGGAUUACAUUUUCCAGGAUUCCUUCUAGAUGAGAUCAAGUGGAGAUGUAGCCUGCGCAAGUCCUGCUCCUUUCUCUAGGGCACCUCAGGUGCAACCUGGACUCUUCUCAAACCAUGGGCUUCCACCUGAGACCACUUCUCCUCACCAUUGUCCCAUGGCUCUGCUUUGUUUAUAACAGCCCAUGGAAAGGGAUUUUCUGACCUCUGGUACAUCCCUAUUCUGUCUUAAAACAUAAUUGUGCACUUGUGCAGCUUCCAAACUGAGACAAGGAAGACUCACAGAGUCUCUGCUUCCCUCUUAAAGGAGGAAUAGAAAUGUCAAAAGUUUCUGUCUUUUUUUUUUUCAGCAGUCUCUUUAGAGCAAUGUAGACAUAGAGGCUAGAGCUGGAAUAUGCUGAGUUUUCAUACCUUUUCUAGUUUUCUCUUAACCAAAAAUUUACUGGUUAUUUAAAAUCCCACUAGAACACCAAAAUUGUUAUGUUGUUUGCAUGCCUCUCCUUGUGUUGUUUUUGGAUUGCAGUAUGAACGGCAGCAUAACAGAUGUGUGUUCCUUCUGUGCAUUCAUGGGUUUUUUCUUUAUUUGAAAGUUCCUGUUCUGACCUUGUAAAAUCUAGGGCCUUUCAGAAAAGAGAAAUUAGAGCCUUUAUUUUCCAAAAUCUCUUUCACACACAGACAUCUGGGUACACACACCCAUACUGAUUACAUCUUGUUUAUAAUGAAUUUAAUUUUUUGCAAAAUAUUUCUUAAUGCAUUUUAAAGAGAAAAUUAAAUAUAGCAUAUGGUGUCAUACAAUGUAUUAAAUGUCUUCUUUAGUAGAACUUGGUGGUUACUGUAAGUAUUACUGGUAAAUAUAAAAUCUGUUUAAAUUUGAGAAAGUGGGCAUCUGGCAGAGAAGAACAUUAGCUAUUUGGGCCUCAGCUUCCAUACAGUGUGAGUCAAAUGAAACUUGCCACUAGCUGUACUGUUUAGUCUUAAAACAUUUUUAUAAGCCUCCUUUCUCUCAGUGAGAUCAGAUCAGCCAGUGGGAUGAUAUUCGGAUCAACAUGAACUGGUGUUGUACCAGUCUGUGGAAGAUAAUUUUGGAAACAAUAUUAAAUUAUACUUUGAAAGGAAUAAAAGCAUUAAAAAUUCAUAAGUUUCCCUCCAUAGAUUUUUAAAAUUCAGUAUAAUUCUUGAAGAUUAAAGGCAGAAAAUAGCUAUAGAAGUAAUUUUUCUUUUAAGUCCAUGGCGUUGUUAACUUAACUUUUAUUUCUCAGCCUUUCCAAAUACAAUCUUCUAACAAUAUCAAAAGCAUAUCUACAUGAAAGAUGUAGCCAAAGCUUGAAUCACAACACUCCAGUCCUUCCAGAUUACUGUGAGAAGUAGACUUGACUAGGUCUUUGGGUAGAAGAUGGCAAUAUGAAAGACACCUAUAAAUUAAAAAUUAAGAAAUACAUACUUCACAGGUGUAGAAGCCAUGGGCAAAUUUCUGUGUUGAGCUUCUGAAGGGUUCAACUUGUCCCAGAAAACAGAGAAACAAUGGAGCUGUUAGGUUUUCUAAAGGCUGUCUUGCAUCUUUCCUUACCCCUUUGAUGUCGAUAAAAGUUAGGCCAUUCCUUUCGGUGCAGUGAGGUAUUGUCCAGUGGUUCGCUUAGGAAAUACAUUCACAGACUUUACAUAUAACUAAAUUUUCUAAGCAAAAUUUUUUUCUGGAGUUGAACUGAAUUAUUUUUUGAUAUUUACCUGCCUUAUGAAGGCCUUUCCUCAUCAUAUGUCAUCUUACAUGCUGUCAAGAUGCAGUGUGAAUUUCUUCACAGCAGUAAACAAAAUUGCAGAAACGGUCACAUUUUCUGGGCUUAAAAAAGUAAAUACUGCAGUCUGAAUUGCCAGAUACGCCAAAAGUGGCGUAUUGCUUCUAACCAAGUGUCUUGAACAUGGCAUGUGCCAAGAAAAGGACAAGUUUUCAGAAAUGUGGCAGAACUGAAGGGAGAGGCAGUGGAUGUAGAUAGCAGAAACUGGACAUAGGUAGUGGGCGUACUGCACUGUGCAUUCCUCUGGGUCAGGUGCCAAAACGAGUAGGUCAGAUGACUGGGUCUGUAUAGUUAACACUCUUCUGCUGGCAUAUACCUUAUUUCCUGAUCCUUUUACCUGCUGUCUCCUCACUUAGUUACUGACUCUAUCCCCUCAUUCAGUUGGCCUCAGUGAAGUUUUAUAGUUGUUAAACACAUAGAAUACCUUAUGGAGAGAGGCUGCUGAGGAGAGCAAUAACUUUUUUUGUUGCUGUUGAAACAAUGACUUUUAUUUGGACUGUACUUACUUUUUAAGAAUUGCUGACUUUAUCUGAAAAUAAAUAUGUAUAAGUGAGCUAUAUUUUUUUUAAGUAUUUAAGUACAUUCUUAGAACUUCAUUCCCUGAUCCAUCAGAAGACGGUGAAGCUUAUUAGGUGUCUGAAGUAUCUCUUUUAUAAAGUAGGCUGAGGGAACUGGGGCUGUUUAUCUUGGAGAAGAAAUAAUUGAAAGAGGAUCUUAUCAAUGCACACAAGUAUCUUAAGGGUGGAUGUCAAGAUGAUGGGACCAGCCAGUGCUGUCCAGGAACAAAACAAGGGGCAGCAGACACAAACUGAAAUACAGAAAAUUCCAUCUGAUUGUGACGAAAAGCUCUUUCACUUUGGAGGUUAUAGAGUUACUUUGAGGGCAACAGAGCACUUGGACACAUUGCCCAGAGAAAGUUGUGAAGUCUCUUUCUCUGGAGAUGUUCAAGAAAGGCCUGGACAUGAUCCUGUGCAUCCUGCUGUACAUGAACCUGAUUUAGCAGGGGUAUUUCACUGCAUGAUCUGCAGAGGUCCCUCCAAACCCCAACCAUUCUGUGAUUCUGUGACUUGAGUUAGCAUUUUCAGAAAUGUGUCUCAUCCUCUUGUUUCAUUGUUCUAUCCCUGAACCCAGUGGGGUUUGUCCUGACCUGAAGUACCAUGAGGCCUAGGUGGUUCUUCCAGUCUCUGUUAACUUUCUGGUCUCUGGUUGGUCUGUAGUGGAGUUGUAAAACUGAGCCAGAAAAGGACGCAAGGGUAAAACAAAGGGAAUGUCUGCUCAGAAUCUUAUUACUUCCUGUAUUUAUCUGUAGUUUUGACUGCUUUUGAAAGGUGAUCAAAAAGCUAUUCUUAUACCAGAAACCAUCAUAUGCUGAGAGGCACACAACUGUUUUUCUCUAGUCUUGCCCUAGAAGUCUUCUAUUCCUCCUUUCUGAGCAGCGCUGACAGAGCUGUGCAUCGUGCAUCUCCAUGCCUGGCCAGUGGCUCGGUUUCUCUGAAGCUUGGCUGGUUGCACUUCGGCCACGCUACAUAGCUCCAGUCACAGGCAGGCACCAUUGCACAAGGUGCAUGAGAAAAGCAGGACACAAGCAAACACCUGGUUUUGGCUUCCUCUGCUGGUUGUGUCACUUCUGCUUCACUUCUGAUAAAUUAGAAAGAACGGAUAUGUGAGCAGUGGUCUGGAGGAAAAGGAAAGGAAAAAGAGUGAGGGAGAAGAGCGUAGGGACAACACAGGCAAGGGAGCGAGGAAAAGAGAGCUGUGACAUGGCAGGGAAAGGAUAGACAAGGCUCAGGGUAUGGCAGGGAAGAGCUGUGCAGAGGACAUGUCCAGCCCAGCAGAUGGGGAUGAGAACAGUGGUGAUACAGAGGAGCCAUUGGCCUAAGAGCGUGGCAGGAAGGUCCUAAAAUCAAAUGGGAGGAUGCUACAUAAAGGACUUCUGGGCUAAACCAAUAUAGACAACAUGUUGGUCUGAGGAGGGGAAACCAGUGUUUAUGUUUGUCUGAUGUUAUAUCCCUGAAGCUAAAUAGUAGCUUAUGGGUGUGCCAAAGAAACAAAACUGGAGUUCUUCUCAGUGCAAAUAGUAAAUAUAGUCAAGAAUUACUGUUUUAAAAAUUGAACUUGGUAGAUGUUAUCAAUUUAUGCCUCAAUUUAUUGCCUCAUGAUUCAAUGAGACAUUUUGGAUGCUACUGCCAAUAGCAAAGUGUAGCUGAAACAAAAAUUAAAUCCUUCUGGCCUUCUACUAGCUUUUUGGUAUGGUUUUUCCUGAAGGACUGGUGUUCCUUGCUGUGAGCAUGCCAGAAGUAGCAGAGGUCAAUCAGGGACUAGAACCAUUAGCUGGGCUUGAUUGUAAAUGCUGUCCAAAAAAAAAUUCCUGCUUAAAUAAGUAUUCUCUUCUCUAUAAAAAGCCUACUCAUAUCUCCUAUAUAAAGUCUUUACUUCAAAAAAAGUACCAAAAAUGGAGAAGCAGAGGAAGGGAAGGGAAAGG
Messenger RNA from Taeniopygia guttata (zebra finch), 20290 nucleotides. NCBI's taxonomy places the organism in Eukaryota, Metazoa, Chordata, Aves, Passeriformes, Estrildidae. The record is from RefSeq and is a predicted model, not a curated record.